UGACUACAUACCACAAAGAGACGCGAGCCGCCGCGACAACGCAAACAGAUUACUUCGGCGCGCAUUUCUCACGUGCAUUUUCGCGCGUUACGUUACCGCUGUCAACGAGAGCCCGACACGCUCGAAGAAUUCGAUUUUCGGUAAACCUUGUAACGAGCAUUCGACAAUCGGGGACGACGGAAAAUAGGAAGAAAUUAGAACGCAUUUUGUGUCGCAGCCGUAGCAGCAGUAGCAGCAGUAGUAGUAGAGAACAGCAGCAACAGCAGGCAGCGUCUUUUCAGGAAGAAUGGCAUCGUUGAAAAGUGUCAAGGCGAGCAAGAUGGAAACCAUGACUAGAAGCUGGACAGCGAAACCGAUUCUAGGCGCGGAUUUCGCGGAAGAGCUUCCGUUGCAGGAGGUUUACGUGGGUAUCUUGAAGCGACGGAAGGACACGUCCAUCGCGAUCCAGAGUAUAUCCGCCAUUUUGCCGGGAUUCAGUCAUCUGAAGCGCUGUUUCAACGGCAAGUUGCUUCUAGCCCCGCUUCGUUCGGGUGAAGCAAAUGACGAAGAGAACGUUAAUCUCGAUGAAGAUGAUCUCAAGGACCAGCUGAAGGAACGAGGAUUCGAUCUCUCCCUAUUCGAGGACAAGUUCCAGGUGACGAAGGUGCCAGCCAAGGCACCGAGAACAAAGUUUCAAGCCAGCGCAGCCUCGAAGAUCUGGCCAGUGAACUUCCAUCCCGACCAGACUAUCGAGAGUUUGAUUGACGGCUCAAUCUUCGACGACGAUUGCUUGCACGCGAUCGAGCGGAUCAUGUCAUUGGUAAUAGAGGCCGCCAAGCUGGAGGCGGUCGGCGACGUACAUUGCACCGGUGCCGCAGCGGUCGUCGAUCCCGCGGACGGAAGAAUCCUGGCGGUGUCCGCGGCGAGGACCGAUCGGCAUCCUAUGUGGCAUGCCGCCAUGCUGGCGGUGGAUCUCGUUGCCAGACUUCACGGUGGCGGUGCAUGGCGUUUGAAGGACGAAGAAACUCGCGACGUCGAUCUCACAAAGAGACGUACGGAUGACGAAGAAACACUCGGCGACGAGAAGAUAGACUCGAACACCGACACUGAAGAUCGGAACUUCAAGGAUCGAUUAAAAAAGAUCAAGAGAAAGUAUGAGGAGGAAACGCCGCUUUGUUACCCGACGUCUCUAUCCUCGCUUACGUUUCCCACGCAAACGCCGCUCGAGACGCGGGUCAGGCAAAAGGGACGGAGAAACGACAACGCCGAGGUCGAGGAUUCGCAGCAGCAAAAAAAAUGCGAAAAUAUCACAGAGAAGUGCGGACCGUAUCUCUGCACGGGUUAUUGGGUGUUUCUAUUGAUGGAGCCGUGUCCUAUGUGCGCCAUGGCGUUGCUGCAUUCCAGAGUCGCGCGGAUUUUCUACGGCGCGGUCAAUCAGAAAGUCGGCGUCUUGGGCACCAAUGCGGUUUUGCACACGGUACCGGGUCUGAACCAUCGAUACCGAGUCUGGAGCGGUAUCCUGGAACGAGAGUGCCGGCAAACAGUGAAAGAAAUCAAUGGUCGCAGAAGUCUCGAAUGACGGAUUCGACAUGGAUCUUUUGUUAAAGAUAAUAACGCGUCAAGUGUAGUUGCAUAGUCACAAUUGGUCACGACAGUGGCUGCGGAAAUAAUUGAAGAUGCUAAUAUCGCGAGGUCGGACAAAAGAAAAGAUAAACAAAAGCGAAGUAUGCUCUGCAUAUUUUCGUUCCUACUGAUGAUUUCUAGCGCGCGCGCGCGAUUUACGUUAUCUUUUCAUAUAAAAUGACAUUAUAAUGAGACUCUAAUUAAACAUUAUUUCUUAUGUAACACAUUGUACGUAUAUAUUCAUAAAAAAUAAAUUUAUUUUAAUUAGGGAAAGUACAAUCGUGAUACUUGUCAAUACAUCGAGACUGAUUCAAUAUAUACUCUCUUAUUGUAUUCCCGUAAUUAUCUCAAAAAAAUAAUUGUAUUUAUUAUUUAGUCAUCUUUUGACAUUUUCGAUUAAAUGUUUCUUAGACAAGCUGAUUAUUUCAUAUUAUUCAUCUCGGCGGAUUAUCUUUUCGAUUCAUCGGUCGCACGGUUACAGUUUUCUCAUACACGUUGCAACCGGUUUUAUAAUUUCAAUCGAAAGCAAGACGACGCAAAAGACUUAACACGUGGUAUAGACGUGCAUUCGGCCAUAACGACUUAAGACGUACACGUGACCUUGCGCGUGUGUGUCGCAUCUGCUGCCGCUUCUUGGUGUGCAUGGCGAAUUAACACUUGUGUUUGCCAGCACACAACAUGACGUGCCAUCAUUUUCCGAAAAUUGUUAAAAUCAUUUCUAUACAUAUAUUUUUCUGUUUUUUUUUUGACUUGCGAUGACGAAAAGUGUAUUAUCUUGUGGCGCGAAGACGACAGUCUGUUUCCGAAAUACUUGAGCCCUAUUAGUCAAGAUUUCAUUCUUUUAUUUUCCAUCAGCAAAAUUCUUUAUUUUAAAAAGAAAAUUUAUUAUGUAAAAGAAAAAACUUUAUACUACAAUUUAAAAUCAAAUCAAUUAAUUAAGCUAAUUUAAACUAUAAUAUCGGCCAUUAUUACGUGAAGCGUAAGGGUUCUUUUAUAGAAAAUUUAAUUUUUGGCAAUUGUUCACAUAUAAAACAAACCCAAAAAUGUUACACUCAUUAUCACACGUUACAUCCAUUAUUCGAUAAAGCACAAUUAAUUCCGCGUGUAUCAUCGUAAAUCAUCGACAUGAUUUACAGUUUAAUUCACAUUUUGCGUGGUGAUCGCGUCAUCUAUCUCAAGGGCAAAUAAUGUUUCUUCGCGACAAUAAUAUAUAACCUUAUUUACUGAUUAUUUUUUUUCUCUCACAGAAUUUUUAGACACGCUUACCGCAAUUAUUUCUCACCAAAAUGUUGAUCUCAAGCGCGGGUUUGCGUGUACAGAUAACAUCUAUCGCGUUGCAAAAGACACCUGGUAUAACGCUUUAGUAUCAAAUGUACGCAUUGUAUCGCGAUAAAAUUUGGCGAAUCUCUUACGAAUAUUGUCGCGCGAUUUAAUACUUACAAUCCAACCGAUAAUACGGUUUAAUGACACUUGAAAGCAUACAACACGGUCUUUGGAAGGUGACAAUAAUUAAUUAAGAGAGCAUUUAUUUGAUGUUCUUACGUCAGUGCCAUGACGGAGUACAUUGUGCGCGCGUUUCUGCAAAUAGGUAUUGCGCCUUUUCAAAUUAUUGACGCGUUUGCAAAAACUAGUUCUUAUAGAUUAUGCUAAUAUUAUAUGUUCGCUGUUUUAAGUCAACAUGAAUGUUUGUUCAACAACUGGUGAACUGGUUUUAAUUCCUAGCAUCUUAAAGUUAUAUUAAUUAAGCUUGUAUUUGAGCAGAUAUGUGAUUGCUUCUAUAUAAAAUCGCAAAUUAAUUUUUAAAACAUUUAAUAAAAAUAAGAAAUAAUAAUAAAGAAUUUGAUAAAGAAAGAUUUUCUCUGUAUCGCAAUAAUGAUAAAAUAUUCACAAUGAUAAAUCAUAUUAUUUUAUUAUUAAUAUUCCGCCGGCGAAUAGCAAUUGUUUUUGCUGGAUAUAAUUUUACGCUAAUUUUCCAGUUUUUUGUUUGUGUAUAAUUUCUAAUGUUAUAAUUCAAACUAUGGUUUUUAUUG
Cataglyphis hispanica is the source of this 3632-nucleotide messenger RNA. RefSeq names its product probable inactive tRNA-specific adenosine deaminase-like protein 3. Gene Ontology annotation, cellular component: nucleus; cytoplasm. Gene Ontology annotation, molecular function: tRNA-specific adenosine-34 deaminase activity. Lineage: Eukaryota; Metazoa; Arthropoda; Insecta; Hymenoptera; Formicidae. The record is from RefSeq and is a predicted model, not a curated record. The transcript is spliced from 2 exons. Bases 287 to 1558 code for a protein of 423 amino acids. Gene Ontology annotation, biological process: tRNA wobble adenosine to inosine editing.